AUGGGUUCUUCUUUGUGGACUUGUCUGAUUUUGUUAUCACUAGCCUCUGCUUCCUUCGCCGCCACACCAAGGAGACCUGUGGAUGUGCCAUUUGGCCGAAACUAUGUGCCUACUUGGGCCUAUGAUCACAUCAAAUACCUCAAUGGAGGGUCAGAGAUUGAGCUUCAUCUUGAUAAGUACACUGGUACUGGCUUUCAGUCCAAAGGGUCCUACUUGUUUGGUCACUUCAGCAUGUACAUAAAAAUGGUUGCUGGUGAUUCAGCUGGCACUGUCACUGCAUUCUAUCUAUCAUCCCAAAAUUCAGAACAUGAUGAAAUAGACUUUGAGUUCUUGGGGAACAGAACUGGGCAACCAUACAUUUUGCAAACAAAUGUGUUCACUGGUGGCAAGGGUGACAGAGAACAGAGAAUCUACCUAUGGUUUGACCCUACAAGACAAUACCAUAGAUACUCAGUGCUAUGGAACAUGUUCCAGAUUGUUUUCUAUGUGGAUGAUAUCCCGAUAAGGGUGUUCAAGAACAGCAAAGACAAGGGAGUGAAAUUCCCAUUUAACCAACCAAUGAAGAUAUACAACAGCUUAUGGAAUGCUGAUGAUUGGGCCACAAGGGGUGGUUUGGAGAAAACAGAUUGGUCCAAAGCACCCUUUGUAGCCACCUACAAAGGAUUCCACAUUGAUGGGUGUGAGGCCUCUGUGGAUGCCAAAUUUUGUGCAACUCAAGGCACAAGGUGGUGGGAUCAACCUGAAUUCCGUGACCUUGAUUCUGCUCAAUGGCAAAGACUCAAAUGGGUGCGCAAAAAAUACACCAUCUACAACUACUGCACUGACCGCAAACGCUACCCUCAACUCCCUCCUGAAUGCACAAGAGACCAAGACAUUUAA
This is a messenger RNA of Abrus precatorius (Indian licorice), 879 nucleotides long. RefSeq names its product xyloglucan endotransglucosylase/hydrolase protein A. The transcript is spliced from 4 exons. The record is from RefSeq and is a predicted model, not a curated record. Gene Ontology annotation, biological process: xyloglucan metabolic process; cell wall biogenesis. NCBI's taxonomy places the organism in Eukaryota, Viridiplantae, Streptophyta, Magnoliopsida, Fabales, Fabaceae. Gene Ontology annotation, molecular function: xyloglucan:xyloglucosyl transferase activity; hydrolase activity, hydrolyzing O-glycosyl compounds. Bases 1 to 879 code for a protein of 292 amino acids. Gene Ontology annotation, cellular component: apoplast; cell wall.